Messenger RNA from Phacochoerus africanus (Common warthog), 4669 nucleotides. It is a transcript of the gene FBF1, whose product is annotated as Fas binding factor 1. The record is from RefSeq and is a predicted model, not a curated record. Bases 223 to 3702 code for a protein of 1159 amino acids. Gene Ontology annotation, biological process: cilium assembly; establishment of epithelial cell polarity. The transcript is spliced from 30 exons. NCBI's taxonomy places the organism in Eukaryota, Metazoa, Chordata, Mammalia, Artiodactyla, Suidae. Gene Ontology annotation, cellular component: ciliary basal body; ciliary transition fiber; centriole.
CGGAGGCCGGGCAACUAAGAGAUUAGCGUUUUCGAGGCUCCGAGGCGGGAGGCCUCCCUGAGUUGGGCUCGAGCGGGGCCUGGGCCAGCGGCUAUGCCUGGGAAGUGUCCCAGCGACCGCGCCUCCGAGAGGAAUGGUUGUGAACAUAGCCAUUACAGAGAAGGAGAAACAGAAGCAUUCGGAGUGGCCCCUGGCCAGUGACCCCACAUAAACCGCGUUCUGAUGACAGGACAGGCCGACAUCAGAGAACCAGAGAUGCCCACCUCCACUCCUUUCUUCCAAGCUGUGCCAAAGGCACCAAAAACCAAGAAGGGAUUAAAAGACUCCAUUGACGAUGUCCUUGGUGACCUCCUGGGGGACGAGGCCACACUGCCCGAGAAGCCCAUCAAGCUAGUUUCCUGGGCCGGGGACACCACCGGAGUAGACCAGGCGCCCCCCUCUUCAAGGACAAGAGCAAAGUCCCUCCUGGAAGACGAUGCCUUCAGCACCAGGACAGGCCUGGCAAGAGCUGAUGCCGAGGUCUCGGAUAUUUCAGACGUAGACCCGCAGUCCCUGCUCCAGGCCAUGCAGGACCUGGAUGACAUGGAUGCUGGUCUCUUUGGUCUGAAGACGUCGAAUCUAGGCUCAAGCACGAGGUCUGCAAAGGUCUCUGGGCAAGAAGAGCAGCCUAGUAAACUGAGACCCGCCGGGGUGUUCACUGCCCACGAGGAAGGAGAUGCCAUUCCCGCCAAGAAGCUACCUCCCUCUCCCACCAGCUCUGGGCAUCAGUACCGGAAGUUCUCCUUCGAAGACAUGGAGGACCCCUUGGCCGGACUCCUCUCCGAUGAUGAGGGAGGAGUUGCCAAGAAGCCGUCUGGGACAGAGAGUAAAACAGCUUCCGAAAAGAACCCAGUCCCGGUCAGAGACCAAGGGCCCGCUAUUCCUCUAACUCCUGGGGACACCCCAGUCCGGAAGAAAGGAGACUCGCUGUUUGACAAUGGGGACGACAUCGUGGCCGCCCUGGGCUUUGGAGACAGCCCCAAGGCGGAGAGGAGGCGGACGGGAGACCAGGAAGGGCCCCUCCCUGCUCGCUCCAAGCUGGAUGAGCUGCUGGGUCGGGGCACGGCCGCCAGACUCCUGGCCCGCCCGGGCACUGGGGAGCACAGGGAGUUCCAGCUGAACCCGAAGUACCAGAGGCCGCAGGCCAGAGAAGACGCCUGGGGAGACGAGGACUUCACCUUUGGAGCCUACCAGCCCACCUUGUGCUCGCCCGAGGGCCGGCAGCCCCGCCGGCAUUCCGUCCGGUUCCUAGAAGGCACCACAGACCCCAAGGGAGAGCCAGACUCCAGACAGAGCACCCCAGCGGCAUCCAGCCCCACUCAGCCCAGGAGGGGAGGCGCUGACUGGCUGGGCCUCAAGGACGACAGCUCAGACUUGCUCCCUCCCUCCCCCACCCGGGAGGCUCAGAGGGGACCCCCUCUCGCGAGCCAGCAUUCUGCCCCUGGCCGCCACUCUGCCCCAGGCGGGCAGCCCUCCUCAGGGGCAAAGCCACCAACCGAGGGUACCAGUUCCCCUGCCAAAGACAGCCAGGCUUCCCAGCCGGGAGCGUCAGAGGAGCAGGGGGAGGAGGACUGGCUGAGCCACUUCCUGUCUCGGAAGAAGUCCCAGGGUCUGGCACGGGAGGAGCACACCGCGGGCCGCCCCCCCGCCAGCAGCCAGCCUGCUGCCAGCAUGCAAGGGCUCGAGCCAGCAGCUGCCGGAGGCACCCCAGGGGCAGCAGUGCAGAGGCCAUCUGCCCAGCCUGCCACCUCAGGGUCCCCUGUGACCGGGAACCGGGCCUCCUUGGCCCCGAGUGAAGGUGACCCAAAGAGAGGAAGGGCCCCUGGAGACUGCACCCGCACUGAGCGUGCAGUUUGUUUUCCAAGCUCCCGGGAACCCCCAGGGCUUCCUCUGCCUGGCCAGCCCCCGCUCCCAGAGUCCCUGGCCUGGAGCCUGCUGCCAGGCACAGAAUACCAGAGGCAGCUCCUGGCAGCACAGGCUCAGCUUCAGGGCGGCACCACUGAGCUCCAGGCAGACCUCCUGCAGAGUCAGGCCCGCGUGGCAGAGCUGGAGGCCCAGGUGCGGAAGCUGGUGCUUGAGCGGAGCCAGCACGAGGUGCUGCUGGCAAGUUUGCAGCAACAGCACCAGGCAGACCUGGAACUCAUCGAGAAUGCGCACAGGAGCCGAGUCAAGGUUCUAGAAACAUCGUACCAGCAGCGGGAAGAGCGGCUGCGGAGAGAGAACGAGGAGUUGUCGGCUCAGUACAUGUCUCGCUGCCAGGAAGCCGAAGAGGCCCGCGCCAAGCUAACAGCCCAGCACCAGCAGCUCUUGGCAGCUGCCGUGCAGGAAAAGGACCAGGAGAUGGAGCGGCUCCGGGAGCUGCAGCGGGCCUCCGUCCUGGAGAUGCGCAAGGACCACGAGGAGCAGCUGCAGCGGCUGAAGCUGCUGAAAGACCGCGAGAUCGACGCUGUCACCAGCGCCACCUCCCACACGCGGUCCCUGAAUGGCAUCAUGGAUCAGGUGGAGCGGUACUCCAGCAGCCUGCAGGAGCUGUCCUCCCGCAUGGAGGCCUCAUACCUCAGCACCACCCAGCAGCGGGAGCUGGGCAUCCGGCAGCAGGACCAGCAGUUCCGAGCGCUGCAGGAGAGGCUGGGCCGGCAGCAGCGGGACAUGGAGGAGGAGCGGAGCCGGCUCCAGGAGGUCAUGGGGAAGAUGGAGGCGCGCCUGAGCGAGCAGAGCCGGCUGCUGGAGCAGGAACGCUGGCGGGUGACCGCUGAGCAGUCCAAGGCGGAGGCCGCGCAGCGCGCCCUGGAGGAGCAGAGGAAGGUCAUGGCCCAGCAGAUGGCCAUGGAGCGGGAGGAGCUGGAGAGGGCCAAGAGCGCCCUGCUGGAGGAGCAGAAGUCUGUCAUGCACAAGUGUGGGGAGGAGCGGCGGCGCCUGGCGGCCGAGUGGGCCGAGUUCUUUGCGCAGCAGAAGCUGAGUAAGGAGCGGGCUGAUCGAGAGGCAGAGCGGGCGCUGCAGGUGGACUCCCAGCGGGAGGGCACCCUCGUCAGCCUGGUCAAGGAGCAGGCAGAGCUGAAGGUCAGGGCAGGUGAGCUCCGGGCCAAGGAGGACCAGCUGGCAGCCGAGAGGGCGGCUCUAGAGCGGGAGCGGCAGGAGCUGCGGCUGGAGAAGGAGCGGGUCAGCACGGAGGCCCAGCGCAUCAGGCUGCGCGCCACGGAGGUAGAGAGCAUGAGCCAGGUGGCCUCGGAAAAGUACCAGGAGGGGGAGCGGGCGUUGCAAAAGGCCCAGCAGGUGCAGUCAGAGCAGCAGGUGUGGCUGCAGCUGGUGCAGCAACAGCAGGAACAGCUGCGGCAGCAGGAGCAGCACAUGCAGCAGGAGCAUCUGAGUCUGUCCCAGCAGCGGCUGCAGCUGGAUCGAGUCCGGCAGGACCUGCCCUCCGGCCCCAUGGGGCUGCUCUCCAGAGCCCAGGGCCCUGCUGCCUCUGGCCUUGGUGCCAUCGUGGCUCCUGCCCCCGCCACUCUUCUGUGCAGCCAGUGGCCAGCUGGCCAGGGCCCCUCGCACCUCCUGGCCAAGCUGGUGCUGCUAAAACACACAGCCGAGCAGGACCGCGACUUCCUGGAGGACGAAGAGUUCUUCCUGGAGACCCUGAAGAAAGCCGCCUACAACAUGACCUCCCACUGAGCCUGGAGCCGACCCGAGGCCGCAAGCCCUGGAACUCGCUCACCACCCACCGGCCGCAGCUCUGAGCAGCUCGGCCGUGCCCAGGCCCCGUUACAGCUCUUCCUAUGGACGGGGUGCCAGCACCUUCUUUCGCGGCUCGCUGGCCCGUGGCCUCUCCCCGUCCCCAGGACGCGGGUGCUGAUGACACCUUGGCCCCACGACGUUGUCGGCACCAGCUUCAGGUCUCCUGCCCGGCAAACUUGCAGCUCAGAGGCCAGGGCCUGACUACAUCUGUGGCCCUCGGGCCCUCAGCCCGUAUAGGUGGUUUGGGGAUCUUUUCCCUGGGUGUCUUCCUGGCCCCGCUGCCGCACAGACUCUCCCGCCCGCCUGGCUUGAGGGCCCAGCAGAGAGAGCACGGGGUGUCCCCCCUCACGGGGACAUAGAUCAGACCCCACCUUUCGAAGGGCCUCCUGGCUUCUGGCCGAGGGGGUGGGGGUGUUGUGGGGCCAGGGAGGGCGCCGAGCCCGGCCAGCUCCUACCUCAGACCAACAUGCUAUCGGGACUCGGCCAGCCCUUCCUGCUCCCAGGCUGGCUGCACAAGGCCCCCGCCUCGCUCCCAGCUGCCCAGACAGUGGACUAGCCACCCAGAUCCUGGCCCCGUCAGGUUCUUCUAGCACACCCCCCAGAGGCAGAGGGGGCUGGGGGUGACAGCAGGGUAGGGAAGGACAGAAGACUUCUCUCUGUGCUGGCCACCUGCUGCAGAGCCACAGCCCAGUGGGAAGGAAGAUGACCGAGCCAGAGUCCCUGCCUGGAAGGAUACAUGGCAGGGACCCUGAGGGGCACCCAGUCUGCCACCCCAUGUCGGGGCUUUGCCCUUCUCCGCAUGUGGGCAGUGGGCCACGGCCACCCAGACAGGUGCCAGGAGACAGGUGGGAGGAUUGGUGGUUGUCCCCUGAGGAAGCAAAUAAUAAAAUCACAACUACCAGCA